AUGUCAUGAUCCACUCUCAGGGUUUUAUUGAAGGCAUGCCUGUGUUUGAUAAUGUGAAGCAGCUGGAAAUUCGAAUUCCUCACAGGAGUGGAGCGUCGCUUGAUCAUCAUGUUUAUUUACUAAGUUCAUUCCCUUCAGUACGCGUGCUUAAGAUUAAGUUCCAAAGGAACGAUCUGAGGGAAGUGAAGGAGAAGUGGAAGGCCAAUAUGGAACAUGAGUAUCUAAACCUGAGGGAGCUGGAAGUGUCAGGAUACAGAAGAGACCCUAGUCAAAUGGAGUUGCUUAUCAACAUAUUUGAGAAGGCUCCUAAUCUCAACAGGGUUGUUGUGGAUCCCUUGUCUUCAAUGCAUGUGGAUAGGUCACCUGAUGUCAGGGCUGAGUAUAGAGAAAUGAGGCGUGAGACCACCAAAUGGCUUGCUGAUUCUCUCAAACCACAUCUGUCUCCUUUAACUCAGUUGAUUGUACUCUGAUGGCAGAGGCAGUGACCAAUGGAUUGGAGGCUUCUUUUGAGAUUUUAUGAUGCUAUGCUAGUUUUCUAAAAAACUUCCUUCAGACUUUUUAGUUGCUUGCUCUGGUCAAAACAUUUUGUGAUCAAGAGUGGUUGGUACUUUUAUGCUUCUGUUUGUUUCUGCUGGGAAUCUCAGAGAGACCCUUUGAGACUCUUCAAGCUUAAUUUGAUUGAAUAAUUUGCCUCCA
This is a messenger RNA of Glycine soja, 696 nucleotides long. RefSeq lists its product as uncharacterized. The record is from RefSeq and is a predicted model, not a curated record. Bases 6 to 470 code for a protein of 154 amino acids. The transcript is spliced from 2 exons. Lineage: Eukaryota; Viridiplantae; Streptophyta; Magnoliopsida; Fabales; Fabaceae.